Molecule: messenger RNA, 3969 nt
Organism: Dendroctonus ponderosae (mountain pine beetle)
Lineage: Eukaryota; Metazoa; Arthropoda; Insecta; Coleoptera; Curculionidae
Exons: 10
Coding region: 258-3836 (1192 amino acids)
Biological process (GO): proteolysis
Molecular function (GO): serine-type endopeptidase activity
Source: RefSeq, a predicted model, not a curated record
ACAGAAGACAGGGAUUGUCGAUUAGAAAAAUCAUCGUAAUUAGCAAACCUCAUUACCGGUCGUUGAUGGACGAUAAACAGUAAUCAGCAAAACAAAAUAAACGUCCAGUAACCUUCUGGUUGGCCGCGGUUCUUCUUGAAGAAAGUGAAUUUUGCGUGGGGGGCGCUAUAUAAGCCGCAGAUAGAGAGUGAAACUUGAAUAGUGCCUUUGGAUGUGUUGUGCUUGGUUUCAGUGCGGGUUUUUGAAGAAAUUGAACAAUGAGACUGUUGCAAGCCCAUUGGGCCCUUUUGCUGCUCGCAGCUUGCGCAGCAGCCCAAGACAACUCCUGGUCCUGGAACCAACCGAGCGGGAGCGCCAGCCCUGAUGUGGGCCAAAAGAUCGAAACCGGCUAUGAUUUGGAACCGGCCGCCACUGCCAACGCCCCCCAGAACGCCACUGAUAUGGAGAAAGUGAUCGACGAGAUUUUGGGCUCGCAGAGGCAAGGCAGGGCCUUGCAAGGCUACGACGAAGUCUACAGUGACCCCAACGUGCAAGAAGCCCUGCAAAAGGGGGACGAUGGGGAGGCUCGGAAUGUCAUCAAGGACCGACUUUGCUACUUGGGGCUGAUGCAGUGUGAGGAGGAGAUCGAAGGGAAGCGUCCCUUUAUAUCGCCAGAGGAGCUCAUAUACGCCCAGCCUGUGGCCAUCAACCCAGUGGGUCGCCCCAUUCCAACCAUUCCAGUAAAGGGCGGACGAGGCGGGUAUGGGCCUGGCGGCCCUCAAAAGUUCGGGCCACCCCCGUCCGGCAAAUACCCGCCCUUCUCCCCAAAUAAACCGCCCAGGAGAGGAUACGGACCCGCCUUUGCAGGCAACGGCCUGGGCGGCAUCAAGCCGCCCCAUUACGGUGGCAUCAGCAAACCCCCGUUCCUAGCCGGAGGAGAAAUCCUGGCAGAGGGCGAGUUCCUGAACCGUCCCCCAACUUCGGAGUACUUCAACAAAGGGCCCGGCCUAUCAGUUCCCGGUUCUCCCUAUCAGUUCGAGUCGGUUGGACACACCGGGGGCCACAAGGACAAACGCGUGGAGAUCACAGUCAAUGCCCAAGGAGGCGCAGCAUCAGCCACUGUAGCCAGCGCUAACAAAGGCCAAGUAGAGCACGUGCACCAUCACUACCACCACAACGCAGAUGGCAUUGGAAACACGCCUACAGUGGUGGUAAACCCCGGCCCGCUAGCUGCAGCUGCUGUCUCCUCGCUCAGCCAAUCCUCCAGCUCCUUCGGAAGCUCUAGCUUGAGCAGCAAUGGCUUUAUCCCGGUGGGAGCCAGUCAGCUGCCCCUCGAAAGCUCCAGCCAGUUCAACGGCCUGAGCGGGGCUUCAUAUGGAGGCCAAAACAUCGCCAACUACGGAUCCUCAGGGUUGAAUUACGCGGACAGCAAACCAAUCAGCGAGAGCUUCGGGCCUCAAACCUUCGGCUCUGGAUCGACCGGCCUGGGCAGCUUCGGCUCCUCAUCCUCCUCCUUCAACAGCAACGGUUUCGGAGCCUCCGGAGGAUACUAUGGCUCCAACAACCUCUACAAGAAGGAGCUGAAUGUGGACUCCGUCAACAACAACUAUCUGGGUUCCAACUAUGCGGAUAAAUACAAGGGAGUUGAGUCUGCGAGGGCGGAAAGUUACGACUGCGUCUGCGUUCCCUACGACCAAUGUCCAACUCAUGACGUGAUUGGUCGCAAGGAUGACCUGUACUUGGCCAUUGACCCCCGCAACCUGAAGAGCGACAUUGAGGCCGAAACAGAUAAGGCUGAAACGCGCGUUUUGACCGACGGCAACGGCACUAUGACAAUUGUGCGCGUUCCCAAAGACACCAGCAAGUCCAAUGAAACUGAAACGGCUGAAGAGAAGAAGGUGAGCAAAAGGGAAGCACCCGCGGAGAAAAAGGAGGGCAAUCAAGAGGAGGACCAUAAAAUCGAAGGGCGUCAAUACCAAAGCCAAUACGAUAAUAUAAUGAAGAAACUGAAACCGACAUUCGGUCUAUCUUUCGGCCUGCCCUAUCAAGGAGGCGGUGGGUACCCUUUCUCCCCCCACGGCAUUUAUCCCCACCACGGAACCGUCGAUGGUACCGGCAUUAAUCUGGGCCUCGUUUCCGUAAAUCCUCUGGUGUCCGUUCAGUUCACUAAGGACGAUUACGGCAACAAAGUGAUCAAGCCCUUUGUCAAUUUGCAUUUGACCCCCAACAGCUACCUGGUGAAUAAGUUUGAGGACCUGAUUUCCUAUAAGAAGGGAGUUAUUUUGAACAAACACAAGCACUUUCAUGUGCAUAAGGGCUACCCGCACUAUGAGUCCCCUCACGGAGGGUAUUACGAGGGUCCCUACAGGGAACAUCCUGAGGAGUUCCACCAUGGAGGCCCGAUUAGUUACGGCCACCACCCACAAAUAUAUGAUGGCCCCCCAGAGCACUUUCAUGGACCCGGCCCUGAAUACCAUCGGGAACCUCCGUUUGCCCACCAUGGCCCCCCAGAGCACUUUCAGGGACCCGGCCCUGAAUACCAUCACGAACCUCCAUUUGCCCACCAUGGGCCGCCGGAGCACUUUGAAGGCCCCCCAAGUGGAUACUUUGAUGAUCCCCUGAAUUACGGCGGAGGACACCACGAGACCUUCCUGGGUAGGGCUUACAACAACGUCAGCUACACUCCAGGGUUGAACCUUCAAGACCAAUACCAAAACAAGUACAACGAAGACGUGGAUAGCUACGGAAACCCAGUGGGCGUUGACCAGUUCGCGUCCAAUAGCAUUGAAAAGGCGGGGCUAGAAAGCCGGUAUCAAACCGUAGGGUUCCGUGGGGGAAAAAGCCUAUCGGUAGGGGGGGAAAAGGGUAAGAUUAGCUUCCCGAGCAGUAGGCGUAGACGCGACCUGACGGACAAAGACCAAACGACCAAUGAUAUUAACGAAGGUAGAACCAAUACCGACAAGCGCCAGGCCUACUAUGGAAGACCCCAGACCUGUGGACCGCGCCACGUCUGCUGCCGCAGGCCUUUCCAACCGCCCGCGCCUACAGUGAAUAGAAACACUUGCGGAACCAGGCACUCGCAAGGCAUCAACGGGCGCAUCAAGAACCCGGUCUACGUGGAUGGAGACUCGGAGUUUGGCGAGUACCCUUGGCAGGUGGCCAUAUUGAAGAAGGACCCCAAGGAGAGCGUGUAUGUGUGUGGUGGCACCCUGAUCGAUCCCCUGCACAUCCUCACUGCCGCCCAUUGCGUUAAGCAAUACACCAACUUCGAUCUAAGGGUGCGCUUGGGCGAAUGGGACGUGAACCACGACGUGGAAUUCUACCCUUAUAUUGAACGCGACAUUGCCUCCCUAACUGUGCAUCCGGAAUUCUACGCGGGCACCCUAGCCAAUGAUAUUGCAGUUCUUCGAAUGAGCACCCCAGUGGACUGGACCAAACAUCCCCACAUCUCACCUGCCUGCUUACCGCAUCCUCAGGACGACUACACGGGGGCCAGAUGCUGGACUACUGGAUGGGGCAAAGACGCGUUCGGAGACUUUGGAAAGUACCAAAAUAUCCUCAAGGAAGUGGAUGUGCCUGUUGUGGGCUUUGGACAGUGCCAGCGCCAGUUGCAAAACACCCGUUUAGGAUACGAAUUCAAACUUCAUCCGGGAUUCGUUUGCGCUGGAGGUGAGGAGGGCAAAGACGCGUGCAAGGGAGACGGCGGUGGCCCCAUGGUGUGUGAAAGGGGCGGGACCUGGCAACUAGUGGGAGUGGUCAGCUGGGGAAUUGGCUGCGGCCAAAUAGGAGUUCCGGGCGUUUACGUGAGAGUCGCGCACUACCUGGAUUGGAUCAGGCAAGUGACGCAACGAUACUGAGCGGACAAUCUGUAGUUAUUUAUUUAUUAGUAGUUGUUGUUGAAUUAAAUUAUUUCAUAAUUAACUUAUUUCUCAUGUGCUGUAAAUAGGUAUUAAUUGUAAGAGCGUCAAAAUAAAACGCAUUUUUUGGGAA